UCCCAGCCGCUCGCCUUCGACCAGCAACCAUUUAUAGCCUGGCGGUGACAAACAAUCUUAUUAUGAGAUUUAAACUUUGCCUCUGCCAGUCUGAAGGAUCAACAUGCGCUCCCCUCCCCUCGCACCUUUUCCUCGAUGUUUCCCCAACCGGUACUGUAAUAUCUGCCUACCUACACGCCUCCCCGUGGCAGCGGUUAAACGCCGGUGUCAGCUCUCGGUGUAAUAGAAAGACCCGAGCAGGGCUCCGGGUCUCUUCAGAAUAACACGAAGGCGAGCGACGAGAGGAGCUCAGCGCAGAAUUAAAUCAGUCACCGCUUAAUGGAUCUCUGAGACUCGCGCCACGCAGACAGUCGCAGCCGAGUCUUCCUCAAGCCGAAAAGAGAAUCUGGAUCUUUUUAUUUUUGUUAUUUAUUUUUUUGGUCUAGUUUGUUUAUUAAUUAUUUCAAAUAGUUGCUUUUAUUCUUUAACGCCGUAAACAUUUCCAUGCUCUUUGAAAAUGCAUUGCGUUCGUGGUGAGAUACAGUGAGAUCCGCCGCUCAGUCUCGGGACGAAGGUGCUCUGCUAUCGCUCGGCAGAACUGAACGAGAGAAAUCAGGAAAGAUCUGACCUCCUGGAGGCUAUCAGGGAUGUGUUCUCUAACUGAGGAAUCCAGCCCUGAUUCCAGCAGCUAUUCAUCUGUGCGCAUGAGAGAGACAGAUAAAGGAGAGAACUGUCAGAAUCACCAAGAUGAGACGGUUUAAUGAUGGUAGCCUCUGAGGACAAAAGCUCAACACAAGCUGAGGUGGUGAAGUCUCCUUUUGAACAUCGCCUCAACUUUGCCACAUGCAUAUCUCGAUGAAAAACUGAAAGAAGAUAGCCAAUUUUUUUUUUUCUGAUUGGUACAUGGGGACAAUAUGCAUCGUCACAUAUCCAUCAAUAAAAACAAGACAAGUAAUAGUAAUUAUUUCAGCUCUGAGAACAGUUGAACAUCCUGCUGAUUCCCUAACAGGAUCACACCAAGGUACUGACACUGCUGUAAGAUUGAGCCCUUUUGUUCUUUUUGGCUCUAUACAUGACUUUCAGAGAAGCACAAAUGGCCUGCAGAUCAGGCAUGGUGAUGAGUGCCUUGUUUUGGUCUGUAACUAUUGUAUGUUUGACUCACAUUGGCAGAGUAAGUGGUGAUUGCUGGUUAAUUGAGGGUGAAAAGGGCUUUGUAUGGCUUGCAAUUUGCAGCCAAAAUCAACCACCUUAUGAGGCCAUCCCACAGCAUAUCAAUAACACCAUUGUUGACCUUCGUCUGAAUGAAAACAAAAUCAAAAGUAUCCAUUAUUCCUCUCUCAGUCGCUUUGCCAACUUGACCUACCUGAACCUGACCAAGAAUGAGAUCUCAUACAUAGAGGAUGGAGCCUUUUCUGCUCAGUUUAACUUGCAAGUUCUCCAAAUGGGCUUCAACAAGUUACGAAACCUGACAGAGGGGAUUCUCCGGGGUCUAGGAAAGCUGCAGUACCUCUACCUCCAGGCGAACUUGAUUGAAACUGUGACACCUAAUGCCUUUUGGGAAUGCCCCAACAUAGAAAACAUUGAUCUCUCCAUGAACCGCAUUCAGCAACUAGAUGGAUCCACAUUCACCAGUCUAAGUAAGCUCACCACCUGUGAGCUGUACACAAACCCUUUCAAUUGCUCGUGCGAGUUGCUGGGAUUUGUGAAUUGGCUUUCAACUUUCCCAAACCGGACAAAUGAGCGGAUGGCCUGUGACUCUCCACGUGGCGUCGCAGGUUACAGCUUAUUGAGCCAGAAACCUAACAACCCCGCGUACCGAAAUGCACUUCACAUGCUAACUACUGUUUGUACUGCUGAAGAAAACGUGACACCAUUUACAACUGUCUCCAUGGAGUCCAUAACGCUACCGCCUGACUCAACACUCUGUGGGCUGGAAGACUGUCCCUCAGGCACAGAACCAGAGGACAUAACCAUCAGUACGACAGAAAAUGAUGUGCAGGGAACCCCUCUGAUGAAAGUGAAGGAAGUAACAAACACAGGUGCCACCAUUACAGUUCAGCUUCCUCAUCCCUACAAGAAGAUGUACAUUCUGGUCCUUUACAACAACAGCUUUUUCACAGUAAUUCAAAACCUCAAAGAAAACAAGGAAGAUAUUGAGCUUAAAAACCUUAAACCCCAUACCAACUACACCUACUGUGUUGCUUCAAUACGCAAUUCUCUUAGACACAACCACACAUGUCUAACAGUCUCCACCGGCCCUUGGAAUGGAAAAGACAGAGUUGUAAACAAUGCAACUGCUACUCACUAUAUUAUGACUAUUUUGGGCUGCCUUUUUAGCAUGGUGAUUUUUCUGGGAAUCGUCUAUUACUGCUUGCGGAGGAAGCGUCAGCAAGAUGAAAAGCAAAGGAAGUCGGUCAGUCUGAAAAAAAAUAUAAUGGAACUCAAGUACGGACAAGAACUAGAAGGCGGGACCAUUUCUCGUAUGUCACAAAAGCAGCUGGUGGCCGGAGAGAGCAUGGCCCGUAUGCCGUACCUACCAUCUGCAAGUGAAAUGGAGCAGUACAAGUUUCAGGAGAUCAGUGACACUCCCAAAAUGAUGAAGGGCAACUACAUGGAUGUCCGGAGCAUGGAUCAUCAUGAGCGCAGGGAGUGUGAUAUGGGAAUGGCGGGGAACAGUCAAGGAUCAGUGGCAGAGAUUUCCACAAUUGCAAAAGAAGUUGAUAAAGUCAAUCAGAUAAUUAAUAACUGUAUAGACGCCCUAAAGUCGGAAUCAACCUCUUUUCAAGGGGUUAAAUCUGGAGCAGUGUCAACAGCCGAGCCCCAACUGUUGCUAAUAUCAGAGCACCCCCAAAGUCAAUCUGGCCUUCUUCCUCCAGUGUAUAAGGACAGCUACCAUCACUCUCUUCAGAGGCAUAGAAGCUCUGAUGUCUCGCCAAAGAGGCCCAGCACUGCCACAGGCGGGCCCAUGCGAAGCCCAAGGCCUUAUCGAUCUGACUCAAAGUACAUAGAGAAAACCUCCCCAACAGGAGAGAGCAUCAUUACAGUAACACCUGCCGCAGCCAUCUUACGGGCUGAGGGAGAUAAAAUCCGCCAAUAUAGUGACCACCGGCAUUCGUAUCCCGAUGCUCAGAUAGAGGAGCUAGAAGGACCUGACAGCCACAAGCUGUUGGAACCCCUCACCCACUCCCGCUCCAGAGACUUGGCCUAUGCCCAGAUGUCCUCUCAGUAUCACAAUCUAAGCUACUCCUCUAGUCCCGAGUACUACUGCAAGCCUUCACACAGCAUCUGGGAGCGAUUCAGACUCCACCGCAAGCGACAUAAAGAUGAAGAGUACAUGGCUGCUGGCCAUGCACUGCGUAAGAAAGUUCAGUUUGCGAAGGAUGAGGACCUGCAUGAUAUUUUAGACUACUGGAAAGGCGUUUCAGCUCAACAUAAAUCAUAAUCCAUCUAGGUGUUUUUAAAAUGGACCCUCUGUUGCUAAAAAGACACAAGAACAUCUUUUGACAUCUGAGUCAAUGGAUACUUCUCUACCAUGAUAAACUAAUUUCUCAUGUAUUACACACUCUUUUGACUGUGAAGAAGAUGAGAUGAGGAUUUGUGAAACUUCUCUUAUUAUCUAAAGCAUUCAUCUGGGAAAAAAUAUAUUGCAAAUUAAUUAUAUAUAUGUUACAAUGGAUAUUAGGUUUUUUUGGGUAUCGCAUGGCCAAGUCCUGUGACAGUGGAUUUGCUGUUGUGUAAUAUGAAACUACUAUAUGAAGAAACUGAAACUUUUAAAUUUUUUGAGGAACUAUCGGGACCCACACAAGCAGAACACUUUUUCUUCCUCCUUGCAUAUAUUUAAUUGAAAACUGUGUACAGAUCUGGGUUUCUAUAUUUGAAAUGUUUGCUGUGUAAAUGGUGAAGUAUUAGUAGAUGAAUCAGGUUUAUCAAACUGUCCACUUUCCAUUUUGAAUACAUUUAUGUUGAAGCCUAACUUUAGCUCCAGAACCGCAAUAAUUCCAGUACUCCUCAGAACUGUCAGAGUUAUCUUCCCUAUUUCUAGGACCCCUCCCCCCCUCCCCCAAAAAAAAAUAGCCAUAAAAAGAUUUCAUUUAAAAAACAGUAUUUUGAUCACUUUUAACAGUUUUAUAAACUGCAGGGAGAAUACCACUUGAACAGCAGAGAAAAGCAAUUUGGACAAUUUGUUAAUUCUACCUUAAAUUAGAUCAGACACAUGUUUUUUAAUCAGUAACUAAAAAAUACUAUUUUUUUUCUCUAAUAUCCUCCAAAGAAAAUGUUUCUGAUGCCAGGCCCAAUAUCUUUGUUGUGUAUUUAUUAAUUUAGCAAAUAAUUAAAGAUGAAUUCCAAAAACAAACAAACAAAAAAUUAUAAAUAAAGCAUUACAAAUGGUGGAGAAGAUUAGAUUAAUUCAGACUACACACAUUCCAAACAGUUAGUUAUUGCAUUCAUAACCCAACAAUAUACUGUAUAGGUCAACAAUUUGUGCUGUAAAACUAAAACAUACACAACGGGUUCAGCACAUAAAUGAUCCAGUCUUUACUAGGUUCUAGAUUUCUCCAAAUCUAAUCUUAAUAGCACAACACCUACAACAGAUUCCUAAAUGUUUAAUCAUUGGUUAAACAAAGCCAACAUAGAUAUGUCUUGUAUUUGUGGUUAGGUUUUCUUGCCACAUGGUGGGUUGUUGCAGAGUUCGGGCUCUUUUAAUUGCAUUAGGCAUUUUGUGGCGUCCCAAAGACCUACACAAUGCAUUCAAGUAUUGUGCAGAGCUCAAAGAGGAAAUUAUGAAUGUGAAACAGGCAUGCAGCCCCAGAAGACGACCCAUGAGCUUCUCUGCAGUGGGUUUAUGCCAGGGAACAUCCAAAUAAACAAUUCAAAGCUCUCCGUAAACAAAGACCGACUUCUUUUCCAUUCAAAUCCUGACAUCCAAUUUUCGAGAGCAGUAACAAAACUUGUUACACCUUUUUACACAUCUUGUUCUCGUUUUAAGCCUUUAAAUAGUAUCAACAAAACUAGUGCCAAUAGCUUAUGGCCAAUAGCAUUUUUUUUCUGCCUGUACUCACACAUGGGAAAUAUGGGAACAGCGUUAUAUUGUCAGUGAGGCAAAUUUAAUGAGAACUGUGUUUUGAUACUGUUUCUGUGGGGUAAAAAUGACUGAUGGGGCAGUUCUUGCUAUAAAAAGGUCAAAUGUGUUCUCUUUCAUGUCACAAUCCCAUAAUGGAUGCAAUGUUAAAGAAAGACAUUUUAGUAAAAGCCAUAAAGUAUUAGACACAGAGGGUUCAAUUUCAGAGUGUUAUACAAAAUUGAGAUUGUGUCAGGAGUUAAAAUUACCUCUUCGCGGUUCUGGUGUUAAAAUACAUUCAAAGCACUUCACCUGUUAUAUUUUUUUAAUGAUUUUUUUUAUUAUAUUUUAGCUUAUUUUUAUUUAUUUAUUUGCUUUUUCAUGAUUCAGACGGAUUCAGUUUUUAAGUUCUCUGAAUCGCAAAGUGCAGUAUUCACUGGUUGGAUCCUGAAAGAGUCCCUGCUGGCAAAAAUGCAGUACAGACCCCGCUGUUGUGAAAGUCUAUGUUUCUGUUCCAUGAACCGCCAUUUCAAUCUUUUGUACCAAAGUAGAGAAGCUAAAAAUGUUUACAAUUUUCCUGCCUAAUCUGGGGAUCAAAUUAGCAUACAGUAGUAGGUCAAUAUACCUUUAUUUCUUUGUUUCUAUAAUCUUUACCCAUAAUAUUAAAAAUUGGGAAACAGGAUUUUGUUUAAAAGUCUGCUAUUAAAUCACUCCAAUGGGAAGGCAGCUGUACAUUGUCAUUAUCUAGGUAGACAGAAAGCUGCCCUGCAGGGGAGCCCGAUAGAUGAAUGUAACAGAUACAUAUUCUGAUCUGUCUAUGGCAGCUUUCUCCAUGUAUUUUCAAGAGGAUUUUUAAAUCAUGCUAUUGACAAUUGUGGGUUUUACUUUGUUUUUUGUUUUGCUUCAGUAUUCCUUCUAGCCUGCUAUCUUGCAUAAUGUGUGAUCAUAUAAAUGAACAAACAUAGUUUGUUUUCUUCAGAUGGGCCUUGUUGCUUGCUGAGAGGUUUAAUGUGAAUUUUAUCUGCUUAGGCUGUUAUAUAAUUUUGUAUAUUAUGAAAGAUAAGUACUAGGCAGACAUCAACACGCUAAAGUAUAGUUUUCGAAUGUGAAACUGAAUCCUCUGACUUAAUGGCUGUGAAUUUGUAAAUCGUGUUUUAUUCUUUUUUUAAGUUAAAUAUAUUAUUUCGAGCUUUUUGUUUGUAAGAUGUUUAUAUAUUUUAUUCCAACAAGGCUCAUGAUGAUUCAUUACAUUGUUAACAUGUAAUGAACAUAUUCUCUGUUUCUUGUAUGAUAAAUUGUUACAAUAUCAA
This is a messenger RNA of Fundulus heteroclitus (mummichog), 6348 nucleotides long. It is a transcript of the gene elfn1a, whose product is annotated as extracellular leucine-rich repeat and fibronectin type III domain containing 1a. NCBI's taxonomy places the organism in Eukaryota, Metazoa, Chordata, Actinopteri, Cyprinodontiformes, Fundulidae. The record is from RefSeq and is a predicted model, not a curated record. Gene Ontology annotation, molecular function: protein binding. Bases 1052 to 3421 code for a protein of 789 amino acids. The transcript has 3 exons. Gene Ontology annotation, cellular component: plasma membrane.